AUCCACCAUAGCUGCUAAUUGGGACGAAAUUGAAUUUGGGAUUUUCGUGAUGUUACUUGGUUUUGAAUGUUGUAAACAACUGGCCGAAUAAAUCCAAUGGAUACAAAACAGAACUUUAAAUUACUUCUACAAUGUACAGGGAAAUUUUGUGGUCGAAUGUCCAACUCAAGCACGUGUACUGCAUGUUCUUGGGGAUCAAGAGUACCAUCAGGAUCAAGUCAACAAUACGGUUUUUGUGAAAAAUGUUUAACUCCAUUAUCAAUUCAUGGUUGGUUAUAUCUUGGAUUUUUAGCCAUUCUACCUGUAUUAUUUCUAUCAUUAACAUUGCCAACAACUGGUUCACAAAACCAAAUAUUCACUAAAAAACCAGAAAAAAAUGUUGUUGCAAAAAGUCAAGAGAAUAUGCACGGUCUGCCCACACCUUCAGUUGAACAUAAGACAUGCAAUAAAAAAGCAUGGAUUCUGUUUCUUCUCUGUAUUUUUGUUCACACAUGCUCAAGUUUAAUAACUGUAAUUCUGUACCCACCGUUUGGAUCACUUUCAUUGUAUCAUUGUGGUGUGGAGAAAGUUGAAGAUUUCUAUGCUCCUUUACUAGCAGCCCCUGGUUGUUCUUCUGAAGUCAACUUUCCAUUAACCUCUUUGCCUAUUGUAUAUUACUCAAUUAGUGCUUUCAUCUGUCUUUUAACUUAUCCAUUAUUAUUUCUGGUAGCAUUUCGUGAUUGUACAUGGUUAAAACAUCUUUACUAUGCAUUAUAUGCCUAUCCACUGAUAUGCAUUUUUGUUCUUGUUUUCGGUGGUAUAUUAUACUUUGUUUUCCCGUAUUUUCUUCUUUUUGUCAGUCUACUGGAUUCACUUUAUCGAUUUCCUCUAGUGUUUGACUAUUCAAUUAUUCAUCCAGAUGCUAUUAUUCGACCUGUUUGUAAUCCAUUAAUUCUUGUCAAGGAUAUUAUUCGUUCCCCAGGCCAAUAUUUUCUUUUUAUUUUAAUUAAUUUAUUAUCUACCGGUUACGCUUUAUUAUCGUUUUUUGAAGCAUUUAACUGGUGUUUAUUAUUAGCACUACUACCAGUUACAUUUUAUAUUCUAACUCUCCCGUUGUCUCAUCCAUUUCUUCAUCAUGAUUGUGAAAGUACACUUAGCAGAAUGUGUAAUAUAACAUUUAAACAACAUAAUAUACCUACUCCAAGUACUUCAAAACAUCCAGUGAGUAAUUUAACCAGUCGUACAAAUUUAUUUAGAACAUUUAGAAAUACAUCCGAUUAAGAUAUCCCACCCACCUUCUUUCAGGGCAUACGUGAUGGAGAUAUGGCUCAAGGAUUUAACUUGUAGCCAAUGGGUUCCGGGUUCGGAUAUCGUUCAACCUACUUCACCCUGGGUAGUGUCAUCAGCCCUCAAACCUAAUGAGCAUGACUCAUAGCCCAGUACCGGGUAACUGAGUCCUAACCAAGCGACCAACCAAUCAGUUAUCCUUCUAUUUUUUGUUAUAUUUUGCAUUAUAUAUUUCAUCCAUGAAUUUUGUUUUACCAAUUAUUUAUUCUUAUUAUUCAUGAAUAAGUACCCAACUAAGCUUGUUUACAGAUUUUGCUUAUACUAGAGAUAAGUUAGGGAAAUCAACACAUACACACAAUUUAACUUCUUCUACAAAAAAUAUGUUAGCGCCAUUCUAUAGAAUACCUAUUCUAAGUUGAAACUCAUUUGGUUAGAUUACAUUUUGCUUCUGUUUAUUUGUAAUCUCAGAAUUAUUUGAAUGUUUUUCUAAAUAUAUUGUGAUGUGAUUCAAGGUAAUGUUGCUAAUAUUUUAUAGAUGUAUAGAUUAAA
This is a messenger RNA of Trichobilharzia szidati, 1815 nucleotides long. Lineage: Eukaryota; Metazoa; Platyhelminthes; Trematoda; Strigeidida; Schistosomatidae. The record is from the annotation of a GenBank genome assembly.